GUAUGUAAAAUCAUCACCAAUUUAACCACUGAUUUGUUCUACAUUAAACAUCAUAUGUCAGUAUACAGUUUGUAGGACACCAGGUAAAAUGCUUUACUAUAAAAGUUAGUUUUUUUUAAUGAACUAAUAGGACCAGGAACUUAUGAUAUGUUAUUCAAAUGAAAUGUAAUGAAUUAAUGCAGAUUUUUUACUUGUACUAAUAGGUUUGUGUAGAAUUUAAACAAAAAAGCAAAGGAAAUGGAUUUUAUUUAGGUUUCCGAAGAUGGGUAACACAACAUGGUAUAAUUACGACCACCAUGUUCGUAUGUGUUCAAAGGCUUCAUAUUACACAGUUAAUCAUACAUUUAAUGUAUACAGUGACUGCAGUGUUGCUGGCAUCAGUCUUCUUAUUACAAUCACCAUCAUAUUAAUAGUAACCAGUAUAUUCGGAAACCUGUUAGCAGUGGUUGUAAUUCAUGGCAACAAAAACUAUUGGAACCCUUAUGGGAUAUGCAGAGUGUGGCUUGCACUGUGGGACUCUAUGACAGGGAUAUUAUACAUGCCUGCACACCUCUAUAUUAUGAUCAAUGUGUUUUUUAAAGAAGAUUGCUUUUCGGGAGAAAACAAAUCAUUUGUAAAAGAAGCACAAAUGAAAGUGUAUGGGAACACAACACUCAAUAUUAAGAUGAACGCCAUGAGUCUGCAAAUUAAAAUCCUAGGGUUUGAGCUGAUGCAUGAUACUGUUAUAGUGCUUAUGAGUUUUGUACUGGCAACAUAUAUUCUUAUGACACCUUGGAUUUUAAUGGUGAUGUCAGUUGACCGAUAUGUGGCAAUUGUCUUUCCCUUUAAAUACAGCAAGUGGUCAAGCAAAAAGAAAAUGGUCAUCAUAUUGUUGGUGGCUACCGUAAUUGUUGUUUUCUGUGGCACAGUAUGGCCACUCGCACAUUUAGAGCUUUUUUCUCCAGGAAUAAACAACAGGUUUGGAAUUGGAGCAACAUUUAUAUUUGGAAGAUUUAAAUUCUUUGAAUCUAAAGAAAUUAUGUUAUAUUUUCUCACAUGGGGUCUACCAUUGCUUGUUGUGUGUGGUUUUGGAUCCUACACAGCUUAUUAUUGCCUCAAUGUGAUAUUUUUUAAUUGCACACAGGAGCGAAUCAGAGAAGUACUGAGAAUGUAUCCAGUACCGUUCAAUCACAAGGAAAGACUAAAUCUACUUAUUGUUGCUGUAAAAGAAAACAAGUCCUUCGAAAAACAAGCCGAAACAUAAACAAAAUUUGGGUUGCGUUUAGAGAAACAAGUCAAAACGAAGUGAAAGAUGAAGCACUUGAAGCCUUUUGGAUUCUUAUUAUUAUGACAGUGAUGUUUCUGAUUAGUUUGUGUCCUAUGUUUAUCGUGACGGCUUUUGUGCCAGUGCCUUGCGACGAAGCAGUAGGAUGGACAUUGCUAUUUACCUUUGUACAGCUGAUACACCUCAGCCAUUCAAGUCAGAACGUCAUAAUAUAUAACUACAGAUCAAAGGAGUUUCGAGAGCAUGGGAAGAAGUUGAUAAAAGAUGGGUUUUUACGUUUCAAAAAGUGCAAAUAUAAUUAGGUUUUCGUUGCUAGUUAACAUUAUUUAAAUAUUCUUUUUUUUACGCAGAUGAGGUCCUAUAAUCUUCAUGCCAUGUGACCUAUUUGGCCAAAGUGGGCCCAUUUUAUUUUAUUAUGAAUUCUUAAAAAUACACAUGUUGAAAGUAAACUUUUUAAAAUCAUUUUGUAUGCGUUAUU
Molecule: messenger RNA, 1742 nt
Organism: Ciona intestinalis (vase tunicate)
Lineage: Eukaryota; Metazoa; Chordata; Ascidiacea; Phlebobranchia; Cionidae
Source: RefSeq, a predicted model, not a curated record